AUGGUGCACAACCAGAAGACCCCUUCACAGCACAACUCCACGUUGUUCAUAUCGCCGAUGGUCAACAACCGACGCCAAGACCUAUUUAUCACUCCACCCAACCCUGCAUCGACCUUGUUUGACACCCCGGGAUCAAACCACUCUCUGUUCUUCAAUUUAGAAAGGGUAAACGGAGAAGCCAAUGCAUCCACAGAGCCUCCGCAGCAGCACAGUCGAUUAUCAACGGUACUGGAGCCCUUGACCCAGGCAGAGAAACUUCGUCUCUGGAGACACGAUGCGUUAAUGCAGCAUCAUUACAAAACUGCUGAGUUUAUUGGGGAUAAAGUGUUGGCGUUGACUGACGAUCCCAACGAUGCCUUCUGGCUUGCACAGGUGUACAUCAAUAACGGAAGCUACCUUCGUGCUAAGCUGUUACUCACCAGCAAACCGGAAUUCGAGAAAUCGGUCAGCUGUAGGUAUUUGGCUAGUUUGUGCCUAGUGAAGUUGGAAUUAUGGGAAGACGCUCUUGAUCUAGUUGGCGAGUCCAAUCCAUUCCGCAAGGAUGACAAUUACCAGGUCAGAAAUGCCGAUGGAGGUAUCAAGUUAGAGGCAUCAAUGUGCUACUUGAGAGGGUUGAUUUACGCAAAUCAGAAUAAUUUCGAAAAAGCUAAAGAAUGCUAUAAGGAAGCUGUAUUAGUAGAUGUCAAGUGUUUUGAAGCUUUUAACGAAUUGAUAUCUAACAACUUAAUGACACCCAGUGAGGAAUGGGAGUUUAUUACUACACUUAACUAUAGAGAUGCCGACGAUAAUGACGAGUUGAUCAAGUUGCUAUACACAUCGAAAUUAAGCAAAUACCUCAAUAUUGCUAAGUUUAACGAAGCUGAAACUAUUUUGAAAGAGGAGUACGAAUUGGGCGAGAAUUGUGAUAUUUUGUUGAGCAAAGCUGACUACUAUUAUAUCCAAUGCAGUUUUGAUGAAUGCCUUGUUGUUUGUGAGAAAAUUUUGAGCAUGGAUCAAUUUAAUUUUGAUGUCAUUCCCAAUUACUUGAGUUGUUUAUACGAAUUGGGAGGAAAGAAUAAGCUUUUCUUGAAGGCACAUCAAUUAGCCGAGAAUCAUGCAAACAAUCCAAUGACUUGGCUAGCGAUAGGAAUAUACUACUUGUCCAUCAACAAAAUAAUUGAGGCUAGAAAGUUCUUCAGCAAAGCUACCUUGCUUAAUCCAAACUUUGGGCAUGCAUGGAUUGGAUUUGCUCACACAUUCGCAGCAGAAGGGGAGCAUGAACAAGCGAUUAGUGCUUAUGCAUUUGCAGCCAGAUUGUUCCCUGGGACUCACUUGCCUAAUCUUUUCUUGGGUAUGCAACAUUUGCAAAUGAGCAAUUUGAAUCUAGCUGAAGAGUAUUUGCUUGCAUCUUACCAAAUAUGCUCCUCUGAUCCAUUGUUACUCAAUGAAUUAGGUGUUAUUAAUUUUCACAAGAAUAAUCUCAUGAAGGCUGAAUUGUUUUUGCAGGAGGCAUUGGGCGCAGCUAAGUAUUUGAACUCGGACUCCAAGACCUGGAUUUCUAUUCACACCAACUUGGGCCAUGUGUAUCGCAGGGGAAGCCAACCAUACAAGGCAUUAGACUGUUUCAACCAGGUCCUCAAAAUCAGCAACCGUAACGAUUGCAAUAUUCUCUCUGCCAUGGGGCUUAUCUAUCUCAAGUUGGGUAACUAUUUCCGGGCAAUUGAUAUACUACACGAUGCAUUGGCGAUCUCACCAUCGGACCCAGUUGCUUCGGACUUGCUUAAAAGAACUCUUGAAGCCAAUACUAGCAGCGACCUGUUUGCUAAUCAUUCCGAUCGCAUCUUCCAGCUCAACUUGCCCACGCUCCAACACAAGAAACCGUCUGCGAAGAAGAGCAAGUUUUUGACGCCUUUGACCAACAAGACGAAGGCCCACCUGUCGGAACACGAGCACAGUGUGGAUGAUGUGCAUGCGGCUGCCAAUGCGUUGCUUAAGGGCGAAGAGUCCAGCGAUGACGACGACGAAGUGAUGGAUAUCGAGAGUGACUAG
This is a messenger RNA of Suhomyces tanzawaensis NRRL Y-17324, 2028 nucleotides long. Its product is annotated as anaphase promoting complex subunit. The coding region runs from base 1 to 2028 and encodes 675 amino acids. Gene Ontology annotation, biological process: cell division. The record is from RefSeq and is a predicted model, not a curated record. The transcript has a single exon. Lineage: Eukaryota; Fungi; Ascomycota; Pichiomycetes; Serinales; Debaryomycetaceae. Gene Ontology annotation, molecular function: protein binding.